Messenger RNA from Helianthus annuus (common sunflower), 1927 nucleotides. RefSeq names its product cardosin-F. NCBI's taxonomy places the organism in Eukaryota, Viridiplantae, Streptophyta, Magnoliopsida, Asterales, Asteraceae. Gene Ontology annotation, biological process: proteolysis. Gene Ontology annotation, molecular function: aspartic-type endopeptidase activity. Bases 223 to 1767 code for a protein of 514 amino acids. The record is from RefSeq and is a predicted model, not a curated record. The transcript is spliced from 14 exons.
AAUUCAGAGAACAAAAGAGAACCAUUGUCAAAAUUACAAGGGGCAAAUCACACAGUUUGAAAUCUCGUGUGAGAGAGCAACACGUAUUAAUCUACAAUAGAGUUUCAUUGUUAGAACUGUAAAGCAAGUGCAUUGAGUCAUAUACGUACACACUCACUCUAGAGUUUCUUGUGAAUUCGUCGUGUCUUUCAGGUGGAUCAUAAGCUCGAUCGAGGUUUUGACAUGGGAAGAACGCUAGAAACCAUAGUAUUUUUUGUGUUCUUAUCAACCCUUUUGCAUACUCUCGUCUUUUCCACGUCAACCGACGGUCUUGUUAGGAUACAACUGAAAAAAGCGAGAUCUGGUGGAACCACUCGUAUCGAUUCAUAUUCAAGUUUGUAUGAAGAUGACCACGAUGAUGAUUAUUUGAACACACUCAUUAAGGAGUAUGGUACAAAUGUUGAUGAUCUUCAAGAUUCCCAAAGGUCUGAUAUAGUAGCACUAAAGAACUAUCGAGAUGUUCAAUACUUUGGCGAGAUCGGCAUUGGCACCCCACCACAGAAGUUUACUGUGAUCUUUGACACUGGUAGUGCUAACUUAUGGAUACCGUCAUCAGAAUGCUCAUCUUCAGUUUGCCUUUUCCACUCAACAUACAAUUCAAGUGAAUCAAGCACCUACAAAAUGAAUGGUAAACAUGCUGCUAUUGAUUAUGGUAUUGGAUCAAUAUCUGGAUAUUUCAGUGAAGACAACAUCAUAGUUGGUGGUCUAGUUGUUGAGAAUCAGGAGUUCAUCGAGGCAACAAGGGACGUUGGUAUGCCCUUUUUAGAAGGCAAGUUUGAUGGUAUCCUUGGGCUUGGAUUCAAGGAAACAUCCGUUGGCAAUGUUGUCCCAAUAUGGGACAAUAUGGUCAAUCAACAUUUAGUUAGGGAGCGCGUAAUUUCAUUUUGGCUUAACAGAAAUGGUGACACAGACGAAGGGGGUGAAAUUGUCUUCGGGGGUGUUGAUCCAAAUCAUUAUAAGGGUAUGCAUACUUAUGUUCCAGUCACUGAGAAGGGUUAUUGGCAGUUUGACUUGGGCGACAUACUUAUUAAUGGGAAACAAACCGGUAUUUGUAAGAGUGGGUGUUUAGCGAUUGCUGAUUCAGGAGCUUCAUUGAUAGCAGGUCCAACAGCUAUGAUCAACCAGAUUAAUCUUGCCAUUGGGACUAAUGGAAUAUUUGCGGAUUCAUGCCGCAUGGUGGUUACUUUAUCUGGAAGACUAAUAUUUGAUUCACUUGGAGCCUUGAUUGACCCAAAAAAGCUAUGCAUCCCAUUUGGAAUCUGUUUAGGAAACCACAAAGCCAGUGCCAAAACUGAGAGUGUAACCGAUAAGAGUAAUGGUGUGUUUUCUGGACUGCAAGGCAACCCAAUGUGCAUAAUCUGCAAACUAGUGGUGGGGUUGAUGCAUACUGGGAUUGUGGUAAGCCGGGAUACUGUUAUAAAACUCGUUGGCGAUCUAUGUAACCUUGUUCCCAUCCCGUUUGGAGCGUCCGUAGUUGACUGUGCUAGAAUUCCAUUUAUGCCUGUUAUUACAUUUACGAUUGGUGGAAAACAAUUUGAACUUUCUCCGGAUGAGUACAUACUUACAAUUGGCAAGGGUGCUGAUAUGACAUGUGUUAGUGGUUUCAUUUCUUUGGAUUUUCCCCAUCCUCGUGGCUCGUUGUGGGUACUAGGUGAUGUCUUCAUGCGUCGCUACCACACUGUAUUUGAUUAUGGAAAUCUGAGAAUGGGAUUUGCGGAAGCCGCAUGAAACACAUCAUGUCUUAACUGUAGGCGUAACUUGUUCGGUUCGCUUUAACUUCUUUGCUCAUAUCUUGUAAAAGAUUGUAACUUUUAGUACUUGUAAUGUGGUGGAACGUUUGCCUUAAGAGUUUUCUCACAAAUAUACACAUCUUGGAGUUGUUGGCUAA